Molecule: messenger RNA, 3760 nt
Organism: Delphinapterus leucas (beluga whale)
Lineage: Eukaryota; Metazoa; Chordata; Mammalia; Artiodactyla; Monodontidae
Source: RefSeq, a predicted model, not a curated record
AUGUCUAAAACAGCUCGGAAAUGUCAUCAAGAACAAGCACUGAAGAUGGUUGUUGACUUUUGCACCCAGGAAGGUUAUCGGCUGCUCAAGCUGGGUGGUGGCGCUGGGUGCUGCCGGAGGAGUCUGGCAGAGCCCAAGGCGGUGGCACUGUGGAGUCACUGGAGUGGAAGUGUCCAAGUUGGAGAACUGUUACCUUGCAAGAUUUGUGGAAGGGCAUCCUUUCCAGUGGCAUUAAAAAAACAUGGACCUAUUUGCCAGAAAACUGCCACUAAAAAACGGAAGACUUUUGAUUCAAGCAGACAAAGAGCUGAAGGAACGGAUAUUCCAACAGUAAAGCCUCUUAAACCCAGGCCUGAACCACCAAAGGAGCCAUCUAAUUGGAGAAGAAAGCAUGAAGAGUUCAUUGCCACCGUAAGAGCGGCUAAAGGCCUCGGUCAGGCCCUUAAAGAGGGUGGCAAACGUCCCCCUCCUCCACCUUUUGAUGAUCCUGAUUACAUUCAGGGUCCAUGUUGCCAGAGGAGAUUUAAUGAAAAUGCAGCUGAUAGACAUAUAAAUUUCUGUAAAGAACAAGCAGUGCAUAUUAGUAAUACAGGCAAAUUUUCUACGGAUACCAAGGGAAACUCGACUUCUCGGACACAGUGUGAGGCACCUGCACUUAAAAAGUCCCGUUCUGCUUUAACCGCCUCAUCAGGAUCUUCACGAUUACCACAGCCAAGUGGCACUAGCAAAACUGUUGUAGGUGUUCCUUCGGGUAAAGUGUCUUCAGUUAGCAGCUCUUUGGGAAACAAACUUCGGACCUUGUCUUCCUCCCAUAAAGGGAUAGCAGCCCCUCACGUAGGUAAGAUGGACAAGUUAGGCCCUCCACUCCGAACUGGAAGACAUGGGCAGAGGUUGCAUGACAGUGAUGCAAAAUCAGACAGUGCCAUCAAAAGACAUGAGUUAUUACCCAUUAGAAAUCCUGCCUCAAGUGUGCUCGCAAGCAAAAGAAAAACAUAUACUGAGAGCUACAUGGCCAGGGUCUACAAGUAAUUUUAUUGAAAAAAUAACACAACAGCCUUCCUCGAUUGAGGGCUGCCCUUCCCCAAGCCAUUCCUCACACACUUAAAACACAGAGUUUGCACGGUAAGGAAUUCUUUUUAAAAGUCAUUUCUCUGUAGAAAUCACACUCUGCUCCAACAUCACGGACUAGACUGUUUACAAGCGUUCACAUUUUAAGUAUUCCUUUAUGAUUGUUCUCUCCUUUCCGUCCCUACCCAGGGCCUCCAGUACUUUUCUCUUACUGAUCCUGAAGGGAUGGGUAUGCUGUAGGGCAAGGGGUGGUGGGCUCCUGAGAGCUACUGGCAGCAGCCCUAGGGUGCUGUCCCUACCACAGGGUGGCAGAUGUGUGAGGGCAAGGGGGGUUGGACACGGUAGGUGGGAUGCGGCAACGCCCCCGUAGGCACAGGCAUCCAGAGCCCUCUCAGUUGGGGUGGGGGCCAACAGCUAGCUGCAGUGGGGAGGGAUGAGCCCAGUCCGGGGUAGAGGGAGAAGCCUCCCACACCUAUUAACAGCCAGCAAACUGUCCAUCCAUCUGGGGGGUUGGGGGGGAAACAGACGGGCAGGAGACGGGCAGGUAGGCAGGAAGAAUCAGGCUUGUUCUGCCCCGAGCUUCGAUCCAACACAGGAGGAAUUGAGGUAGCAAACGGCUGAAAUGCUCCAACGAGAAGGAAAGGAAAUUCCCACUGUGCACAGCUCCCACACCCUGGGGCUGAAAGAAGGCAGACCUUGCUUGUAAAGCGCUGUAGCCUCCAGCAGCGCUGGGCCCUGGGCAAGCUUGCAAGAAAGCAGGCCAGGCGAGGGCACAGGAGCCAGGCAUUCCUGACCAGCACAUGCCCUGCCAUGCUCCUCGGGGGGAUUGCUGGGGAAGGGGGACUGGGAACUCCGCUGUCAGCCCUUGCCGGCCACCGGCCAACUCCUGUCCACAUACAAACCAACACCCAACCAGCACUGUAGGGCGGCCCUGCUCACCGUUGAAGGUUCCAGGCCAGGGGAGUUUAUUCAGGGUUGUGGGCCCAGCCUAGGUUCCUCGAUGGAAGCCACACCUGGAGCCUGCGGGGGGGUGGUUCUUGCUGGGGCCAGGGGGUGUUUAUAGCUGCCACCCCCCAGGCUCACACCUCAUAGAGGAUCGCAGGGAAAUCCACGUGGAUGCGAGGAGGGAUCCAGCUUCCGAUGCCCUGAGGAAUCAGGUUCUCACCCACCCGCCUCCGCUUGGCCUGCUUCUGCCCGUUCUUGGUGACGACUGUCUCCUCAUAGAGCUCGUGAGCCAUAUCCCCGGCCUCGGCAUAGAACAUGGAGCCACGGCGGCGCCUGACUCCGAAGGGGGGCACGACCGAAGCUUGCUCAGCUACAGCCACCUCUGGGCUGCCGAAGCGAAGGGCUGCAGGCCGCGAGCUUCGCGGCCGCCGGUGCGGCCCCACGGCCGCUUCGCUCUCACAGGGCCGUCGGCGCCGCCUUCCGCAGGCUCCGCUGUCUCCCACAACAUUUUUUUUUUUUUCAUGAAAGAAGAAUAGGAAAAGGAAAGACGAGAAUUAAAAGAUACAGUGAAAAAAGGAAUGGGGUUAGUCCACAAAAUGUGUGGCAUGAGACCCUGUAGAUGGACUAGCCCCGGGCCACAAAGUGGAGUUUGAACUUUGUUGUAGGAGCCAAAGUACAGGAGAGGAUAAGAGUAGUUACCUGAUUCAUGAUGUCUAAAACAGAAAAAUAUAUCACUUUCUCUGUGAAAGUACAACUGGUUCUGAGGCCUCAAAAGUUCUCCUUUGAUUUCUCAUAAGGAGACACCAGAUAACUUGUUAACUUCUUAAUUAACAUCCGUACUGAAUCCAUAAUAAAUAUGGCAAUGGACUUCAUAGGGUGUUUUUUUUUAAGAUGCCCUCUAUGCAGGCCUAUAACGUGACAUCCUGUGAUCCACCAAAACCAGUUGUGAUGUGGGUGUGUUAUGUGUAGCUAUAUAUAUUGUCUGCUUUUGUUGUAAGCAUGUAACAUGUACAUAUUCAUUAUUCAGAUUUAAUCCAGGGAUAGAUAGAUUUUCAAGUAUCUAAGAUGCUAGCUCUCCAUCCUGGUUGCCCAUUAGAAAGAAGCAUCUGUGGAGCUUCCUAAAAAUGAACACAUCAGGGUCCCUCCCUGAGAUUUUGAUUUCUUUAGUUUGGAGAGUGGGAUCUGGGCACCUGCCAUUUGGAAAGUUUUAAGAGUGAUGCCUGUGCAUAACAUGAGGAUCAUAAAGGAAUUGGUGAAUUGCUAUCUUUUCAGCUAGAUUCUUUAAUAAAUAAUGUUUGUCUCAAAAAUAAAUAAAUAAAAAUUAAAAAUAAAUAAAGGAGCAAAGGACUAGAUGAACAUGGCUACAGAUUCACGAUGCCACCAUUUACAUUACAAGAUGUGACCUAAGAAAUUUAACAACUGAAGAUGUUCCCACUUCUUCCUUGGAGGUCAUUCAUUUUCCCCUCCUCUGGCUUCCAUGAAUAAUAUAGAUGUUUAAUUUUUCCCCCUUUGGUCCUUUGCCCUUUGAAUCCACCCCAGCAAAAACGCUCAACUCUAUGGCACUAGAAAAUAUUGUGAAGAGCUUUACCAUGUUCCAACAUUUGUGUAUUUAUAUACUUAUUUUAUUCUUGGUCUUUGCUUGAGCUUUUAAAAUUUUUCUUAGUUUCCACUGUCAUUUUCUACAUGUGUUGUCUCUGCCUUCUUUUUGACAGCUAAGGUACCUUGUUUUUUUCAUAAAUUUUAUUUA